ACUUCUCAGUCUGCAGCAAGCAAGCUGCAGACAUAUACACACACACACACGCUUCAGUCUCACACAUGCUGGAGUCUCUCUAUCCCCUCAUGCAUACUACCUGCUGCAUGCAGUUAUGCUAACUCAACUUUACAAUGCUGAUACUUGAAACUCCAGCUUCUAGGCUAUAAUAGACAACCGUAACCUCUGACCUUCUACUUGUCCAACUUUCUUUCCUGUUUCCACUUUUUUUUUUUUUCUCUAAUUGUCUCCAGCUAAUGGCUUUUGAUGGAUGUAACAGCAGGAGACUACUUCGCUCAUCAAUCGCUACCCAGUUUUGUUCCACAAGUUUGAAUGCAUCUUGUCUUCUGCUAGAAUAAAAGAAAGCGGGAAGAUUGGUCUGCUCCCAUGGCAGGAUUAUUAGCAUCAUUAAGUUUCCUCUGCGCAGUCCCUCUCUUUGCUCUAGUUAAGGCUUUGAUCUCUUGUGCUGGAGACUCAGAUGGACGUGUGCAGAGAAGAUUUUGAGCCCGUGAAUAGAAGAGCUGUCAUUUUCUUUCCCUUUUUUCCUGUCGGGGGAAUAAGGCACCGUUUGUACAUCUCAUUCAACUUGGCACGAAGCAAUGCAGAGGAUCCACAGGUCCUAGUUGGUACCUUCGCUCCACAGCACUUGUGUGCCAGAGACCAUCGGUUAACCUUUGCUCCGUUAAUCACAGUAAUUGCCAACUAGACCUCUCCACCUGAACCCCUAGGUGACAUGCAGUCGCUCAUAUCUCCUGUGACCAAGGCUAUCCUAGUAGCUUUAUUUAUUUUUGCCAUUCUCCUGAUCCUCUAUGUGAUCUUGUGGUAUAUCUGCAGAGACGUGGAUUGUGAUCAUGGAAUUUAAUAUGGGAUACCAGGCAAUGGAGUAGGAACAGAGUUGGUCACAAUAGGAGUCAAUGAAGCCGUCAUUAGCCACUAUUUUUCAUGACAAGCAAAGACCAGAAACUGACCUUCAGAACUCAGGGUGACUCGAUCUCCCAAGACAGGAUGGAAAAGUUGCUUUUGUAACUGGAGGCUCAAGGGGGAUAGGAUAUUAUACAGCAAAACAUUUAGCCAAACAUGGAAUGCACGUGAUAAUAGCAGGAAACAAUGAAGCUGAUGGCAUUGAAGCGGUGAGACAAAUACAACAAGACACCCUGAAUGAGAAAGUGGAAUUUUUAUUUUGUGACUUGGCUUCUAUGAAGUCCAUUCGGAAAUGUGUUCAGAAUUUCAAAGCAAAAAACCUUGGCCUUCAUGUACUGAUCAAUAACGCUGGUGUGAUGCUGGUACCUGAAAGCAAAACAGAAGAUGGUUUUGAGACACACUUUGGCUUAAACUUUUUGGGCCAUUUCCUACUGACAAACCUCCUGCUGGAUACUAUGCGGAAAUCUGGAACCCCUGAUUUUAAUACACGUGUUGUUACAGUAUCAUCGGCCACCCAUUUUAAUGGAGACUUGAAUUUUGAUGACCUGCAAACAAGCCACAGUUACUCAUCCCAUGGUGCAUAUUCUCAGAGUAAACUGGCCCUUGUCCUGUUCUCUUACUAUUUACAACAUCAGCUUACUGCAGAAGGUUGCUAUGUAACUGCUAAUGCAGUGGAUCCUGGAGUAGUGAACACUAACCUCUACCAGCAUGUCUCCUGGCCAGGAAGAUUUGUGAAAUGGAUGACUGGCUGGCUUUUUUUAAAGACACCUGAAGAAGGGGCAUUCACAUCCAUCUAUGCAUCCAUUUCACCAGACCUGGAAGGAAUUGGGGGCUGUUAUUUAUAUAAUGGACAAAGGAUAAAAUCUGCGGAUGUAACAUAUAAUACAGAGGUUCAGAAGAAGCUAUGGGCUGAAAGCUGCAAGAUGGCUGCACUUCCUGCAUUAACCUAAAAUGUUUUGUUUAUUAUUCUUUGUUAUGUCCACAUAUACAGUAGUUUAGUAUUUUCUAUACAAAACCUGGAUCAUUGUGGGGAUAGUAACUGGAAAAUUGUGACAAAUAUUUCAACAAUAAAUGCUUGUUAAAACAA
Messenger RNA from Rana temporaria (common frog), 2008 nucleotides. RefSeq names its product dehydrogenase/reductase X-linked (gene DHRSX). The record is from RefSeq and is a predicted model, not a curated record. The transcript is spliced from 7 exons. The coding region runs from base 1083 to 1871 and encodes 262 amino acids. NCBI's taxonomy places the organism in Eukaryota, Metazoa, Chordata, Amphibia, Anura, Ranidae.